Messenger RNA from Microthlaspi erraticum, 612 nucleotides. NCBI's taxonomy places the organism in Eukaryota, Viridiplantae, Streptophyta, Magnoliopsida, Brassicales, Brassicaceae. The record is from the annotation of a GenBank genome assembly.
AUGUAUCAAAGUUUACCGAGAAGAGGGAAAUCUACACCCUCCGAAGGUGUAACUGAGGAUUUUAAUUUCCAAAAUACCGAAGAGAAGGCGCAGAUAACGUCGAGCAAUGUAACACCUCCGAUAAUUAAUCUGGAGGCCCAUCUAGCCGACUGUACACUUUCCUUUACUCCUCCUUGGAAGACGAAGAAAAAAUAUUUGGUUGGUAAGGAGGUAAUGAGGGACCCUGCCGCUUUCGAUGAUAAAACGUCCGGAUCGGCUGCUCUGCUUCCUGACCCUUUAGGGAAUUCUGAGGAUAUAUUUCUCGAAACCCCUCCACAGAAGGAGAACACGAGAAGAAAACUGGCUGACGCUAUCCACUACAAUGUUGGCGAGGAAUUUACGGAUCCAGCUCCUAAUCGUUGUUCUGGCAUCGACGCAGGGUUUCCUAACAAUGGUGGGAUUGGAUUGAGGAAAGGGCUUCGGAUGGUUGAUCAUUAUGGUUAUGAAGAAAUCGGUCCUAUUUACAACGAUAUGGCAAGCGACUCGUUGAGGUUGGCCGAAAUUGAUCUGACAUACGAGGAUGAUUCGAUCUACUGUGGUAGGUUGUUCAAAAACAAAGAGCAUUUAAAAUAA